UGUUCAUCAGUUGAUCUCUUUGCUAGGUUUUUGUUUUUGUCGCAGGUCUCCUUCACCAUGCUGGGUCACACUCUGCUCCAGACCUCUCUGGUUCUCUGGUUGGCUCAGCAAACUCUGCAAGGCGGGGUUAAACCUCAACCACAAACUGUGUCCUGGGGGAGAGUGUUGCCAGUGAGAGGUGUUGGCGUUGGAGUAAAACCUGGAGUUGCAGGUGCCCUUGGAGCACUGGGAAGCCGAUAUGGCAGCAAAGCAAUGAAGACUGGACUUGGACGUUAUUCAGGGGCUCAGCUUGGUGCUGGAGGUUACAGAUCUCUUGGAUUGGGAGGUAGGGCCGGCCUGAGGCAAGGUGGAUAUGGAACUCCAGGGGCCUAUGGUGCAAAUCUGGGUGCUGGAAUGCCUUUGGGGGCUGGACUAACUAAUGGACUGGGACUGGGUUUGGGCCAGGGAGGAAAGCGUGUUUACGGCGCUGGUCUUGGUACUCACCCGGGAUACGGACCUUUAGCCGGCAUCGCUUAUCCUGGAGCCCGGCCAGGAGCUGGACUUGGGUAUCACACUGGACACAAGGCUAAAGAGCAAAAACCUGGUUACAUGGGUGGAGCAGGAAACUAUGGGGGCCAUGGGGGCUAUGGGGCAGGUUUGGGACAGGGAGCAUACCUCGGUGCAACUGGCAAACUUGGAUCUGCUGCUGCUCUUGGACAGGGUGGAUAUCCCCAUGGUGCUGCAGGGAUCUCACCUGGCUAUGGUGAGGGAGUAACUGGUUACCUGGGUGCUAUGGCAGGCAAUGGCUACGGUGGAGAUGCUGCAAAGGCGAUGUCUGCAGGUUAUGGGAAUGGUUACAGCGACGGUUACGGGGCUGCCCUCGGUACAGGCGGCUAUGCUGGGCAGGUCCAGGGGGCGUAUGGAGCGCUCGGUGCAGGCCUGGAAUCCCCUGGUGGCAAAUAUGUAGGAGGAGCUGCUCAGGUUCCUUACGCGAAUGCUCCAGUGAUCCCUACUGGACUGGAGGCUGAUGCCGGCUACCCAUAUCCUGCUCAGCAGCUGGCCCUGGGUGCAGAAGGUGCAAAAACCGCCAACAAAUUUGGGGCUGGUGCAGGUUUCGGAGCUCAGCAAACAGGUUACCGCGCACAGCUAGGAGCAACUCAAGAUGCCUUGGGAGAUCAAACUGGCAAAUAUGGAGGAGUGGAUGGUGCGCUUGGCAACGGAUACAAAGGCUAAUUCAAGUUGACCUGAACUUCUUCAAGUGGAUCAAUUCCAUAAUGUGUUCAGUGUUGUAUGUUUUUUAAAGCGUUUUUUUUGUGUGUUUCACUCCAAUUCAUCCUGUUGUGCUAUCUGUUGUCUUUUGUUUAAUCUUUCUUUUUUUUUUCUUUCUCUGUAAGUGGACAUUUGUUACCCAUAUCUGUUUGUCUUUGUCCAAAACACAUUAUUACCCCACCAUAGAUGAGCAUAAAUAAAAUUGUCUCUAUGUUUUGAAAUGAUUAUUGAAAUGAUAUCACUGUUUGAAUCCAAUAGAUUAUAUGUCAAAUGCUGAAUUAAAGUCUGUUAAUAAA
Molecule: messenger RNA, 1544 nt
Organism: Labrus bergylta (ballan wrasse)
Lineage: Eukaryota; Metazoa; Chordata; Actinopteri; Labriformes; Labridae
Source: RefSeq, a predicted model, not a curated record